Messenger RNA from Rotaria sordida, 2583 nucleotides. Lineage: Eukaryota; Metazoa; Rotifera; Eurotatoria; Philodinida; Philodinidae. The record is from the annotation of a GenBank genome assembly.
AUGCCAGUUAAUAUUAUUACUGAAACUUCGACUAUAAAUUUAAAUGAAAUUCAAUCGUCAUUUAUGUAUACACAAUUACUAAAAGAAAUCUUUACAGAAAUGAAACAUGAUGCUGAAAUGGCAAAACAAUUGUUUGUUGAUUUUCUAUAUAAUUUGUAUGCUGAUAAUACAGUAUUAUUAAAUGCUAUUGAUGAAUUUAAACGUACUUAUGAAGAUCAUUCACCUAUUUGGUGGUAUACAAAAGAAGAAUUUAUCUUUUCUAUGCUUAAUCGAGGAUUGAGAACACAGGAUAUUGAUGUUCUUAUGAAGAUGGCAUUUUUUAUUCGAGAUCUUCAUCAACAAAUUGUACAAUUACAUUUUGAGACUAAUCAUACAACAAAAAUGAUUGUUUAUCGUGGUCAAGGCAUGUUUCAUGCUGAUUUUGAAAAAUUAAAGAAAAGUCAUGGUGGUUUAAUUUCAUUCAAUAAUUUUUUAUCAACAAGUACGAAUGAAUCAGUUUCUCAUCUUUUUGCAGAUAGUUCUCGAUUCGAUCCAAAUUUAAUAGGAGUUCUAUUUGAAAUUGAAAUUGAUCCAAUGAUUUCGUCAGUUCCAUUUGCUUCAUUAGAUCAUAUUAGUUAUUAUUCAAGUACAGAAAAAGAAAUUCUCUUUUCUAUGCAUACAAUAUUGCGAAUUGGUGAUAUGCAUGAAAUUGAAAAUCGAUUAUGGAAAAUUAAAUUAACAUUAACAAAUGAUAAUGACGAACAACUUAAAUGUUUAACUGAUUAUAUACGUAGAGAAAUUGGUGGAGGUUCUCAUUAUCAUCGAUUAGGUUGGUUAAUGAUUACAUUAAAUGAAUAUGAUAAAGCUGAAAAGAUUUAUACAAAACUUCUCGAAACGACAGCUAUCGAUGAUUGGGAAAUAUGUGCUACAUUGUAUAAUCAGCUUGGACUUAUUUAUGCUAAUACCGGUGAAGACAAGAAAGCAUUGGAAUUCUAUGAUAAAGCAAUUAAAAACUAUCAGAAAGCGUCGUCUACACAUUUUAGUCUUUAUGUGACUUAUAGUAAUAUUGCUUUAGUAUAUAAGUCCAUGGGAAAAUAUGAAACUGCACUUUCGAUGUAUAAUAAUGCACGUGAAAUCGAAGAAAAAAUUCCUUUAACAAAGGAUUCUGAUUGGGCAAUAACUCAUAACAAUAUUGCAUCGGUGUAUCGUUUGAUGGGCGACUUUUCAAAUGCACUUUCUCAUCAUCAAACAGCACUUGAAAUACGAAAAGAAGUUCUCCCACCAAAUCAUCCAAGUUUAGGUUUAAGUUUUAAUAAUCUUGGUGUUAUCUAUCAUUCGAAAGGAGACUAUAAAACUGCAUUAGUAAACUAUCACGAAGCACUUGAAAUUUAUCGAAAAUCUCUUCCAAUCGUCCAUCCAAGGCCAGCUGAAACUUAUAAUAAUAUAGGUUUUGUUUAUGACUCGAUGGGUGAUUAUUCAAAUGCACUUUUAUAUUAUCAAAAGGCGCUUGAAAUACAAGAAAAAAGUCUACCAUUAAUGCAUCGUGAUCUGGCAACAACUCAUAGAAACAUGGGUUGCACUUGUGCUGCAGUUGGAGAUUAUUCAAAAGCCCUUGAAUGUUUUCAAAAAGCGCUUAAUAUUCAAAAAACAGCUCUUUCAACUACUCAUCCAGAUUUAGCAAUAACUUAUAAUAAUAUCGGUUUUGUAUAUGAUACAAAAGAUGACUAUAAAAUUGCUCUUGAAUAUUACCAAAAAGCGCUAGAUAUUCAACAAAAAUCUCUUUCAAUUACACAUCCCGAUCUAGCAAUGACCUAUAAAAACAUUGGAGGAAUACAUAGUUCGAUGAAAGACUAUUCCAAAGCACUUUCAUACUAUGAAAAAGCAUUAGAAAUUGAACAAAUUACUCUUUCAUCAAAUCAUUCUAGACUAGCGACUACAUAUAGUAACAUUGGCGUGGCACAUCAAUAUAUGGGAGAUUACAAAACAGCAAUGUCUUAUUUUUUAAAAGCACUUGAAAUUCAACGAAAAUCUCUUUCACCAACUCAUCCUGAUCUUGCACAUGUCUACAACAAUAUGGGAGCCGUACAAGGUAGCCUAGGAAAUUAUUCAAUAGCAUUGUUGUGUUAUAAAAAAGUUCUUGAAAUUCGAGAAAAAAUUCUUCCAGCUAUACAUAUCGAUUUAGCUAUUAUUCAUCUGAAUAUUGGUAUUACGCAUUAUAGGAUGAAAAAUUAUUCGACAGCAUUAUUACAUUUUCAAAAGACAUUUGAAAUUCAAGGAAAAAUUUUUUCACCAACACACAUUAUACUAGCUGAUAUUUGUGAUAAAAUUGCUAUGACGUAUUAUUCAAUGGAAAAUUAUUCAAAUGCACUUUCGCACUAUCAAAAUGCACUGAAUAUUCGACAAAAAUCUUCGCAAUCAAUUCAUCCAGACACAGCAGUGAAUUUUUAUAAUAUAGCAAAAACAUUUGAACAUCUUAAUCAAUAUCACGAAGCUGUAGAAUAUGCACAAAAAGCUGUUGAUAUGGCUCGUCUUCUAUUCGGAUGUGAUCAUUCUGAAGUGAAGGAAAAUCAAGAAUAUCUUGAUAAACUUCGUCAAAAACUGUAG